Molecule: messenger RNA, 931 nt
Organism: Eupeodes corollae
Lineage: Eukaryota; Metazoa; Arthropoda; Insecta; Diptera; Syrphidae
Gene: Fis1
Product: mitochondrial fission 1 protein
Exons: 5
Coding region: 205-642 (145 amino acids)
Biological process (GO): mitochondrial fragmentation involved in apoptotic process; peroxisome fission; autophagy of mitochondrion
Cellular component (GO): mitochondrial outer membrane; peroxisomal membrane
Molecular function (GO): protein binding
Source: RefSeq, a predicted model, not a curated record
AUCCCCAAAAAUUUAUUUCGUUGUUUGCCUUUGCCGUCGAGUCAAGAAUUGUCUAGUAUACAAAGAAUAAUAAUUUUUGUUCUAGAUUUGUGCAUCAAUUCGAAAUUGUUCUGAAUCGACUGACUCAUCUUUCGUCUCUUUGUAAUUAAUAAAAUUUAAAUUACUGCUUAAAAAGUUUGAUUUGAUUCUUGCAAAUAUUUCAUAAUGGAAGAACUCCUAAAUGACAUCGUCUCAGCAGCAGAGCUGGAGAAAUUUGAAAAGAAGUACACGGAAGCAAAAAUUGCUUCCAACGAAGACACAUUUGAGUACGCUUUCUGCUUAGUGCGCAGUGCUUAUACCAAUGAUAUUCGCAAGGGAAUUCAUUUAUUAGAAAAACUGGCUAAUAAUGAUCCAGGAAACAAAAGAGACUACAUUUAUUACUUAGCUUUGGGAAAUACGAGAAUAAAGCAGUAUAUUGAAGGCAUGAAUUAUUGCAAAGCCUUUCUUGAAAUUGAACCAAACAACGAGCAAGUCCUCUCCCUAAAAAAAUAUAUAAAAGAACAACAGGAUAAGGAUAUGAUGAAAGGAGUAGCAGUGGCAGGUGGAGCAGCAUUAGUUUUAGGUGGAUUGGUUGGACUUGGAGUGGCCUUAGCAAAGAAGUAGAAUCUAUUUUUUAUAUGAUUUUUUAGACGCACAACACAAGACAAACAUUGAAGACCACACUUUUCUCAAACAUGAUUUCGCUGUAUACCAAAAUGAUUUGAUUGAAACGUUUCAUUUGACUUUGCCGAUGUAAAUAUUAUGAUGAACUUCUAAAUGUCUCCAUGUAUAUAAUUGUAUUAAUUUAGUCAGUGUUGUUUAAUGAGAUAAUUUGUUUCAAUUCCAUUAAAUUAAUAUAAAUGAACAUAUCGUUACUCAAAAAAGUAAUGUAUUUUAGUUAAACAAAAUAACA